Argentina anserina (silverweed cinquefoil) is the source of this 2719-nucleotide messenger RNA. RefSeq lists its product as uncharacterized. The coding region runs from base 563 to 2470 and encodes 635 amino acids. The transcript is spliced from 3 exons. NCBI's taxonomy places the organism in Eukaryota, Viridiplantae, Streptophyta, Magnoliopsida, Rosales, Rosaceae. The record is from RefSeq and is a predicted model, not a curated record.
CUGGCUUACGAACACCACCCCCUCUUCUUCUUCCCCUAAAUCUUAGUCUUCCAUGGUGGUGGUGUGCACUCUUCCCCCUUUUCUCAAGAUAGCUACACAUACACAACACAGACACCCUUUUCUUUAAAACACUUAAAAAAGACAGAGGGCCUCUCUGUCUGUCUGUGAUCUCAUUAGUGGUGGUGGUGGCUCUCUCUUCUUGCUUAUCUUUGCUUUAACAUGUGCUUAGUUGGUUAUUCUUCACUAGCCUACCUUCCUCUCUUUCCUUAACUUUUUAGGUUUCUCCAUUGAUCUCUUCUCAGUUUCUCAGGCCUCUUUUCUUCAUUAAACAAUUCUGGGUUAAGGAACAUAGGCUCAAACCUCCAGGGUGGUGAAUAGUAUUGCAAAUCAGCGCCUGUGGGUGCUGGAGUGUUUGUGUUGUUGUGCUCUUCUUGGAUCCUAUUUCCUGAGGUGUCCUGUAAGAUAAGACUUGAAACCAAGAAGUCUAUAUGGUUCAGUUUUGAGGCAGAAUAAGAGACAGAAGUAUCUGCAAUUUAUGUGUGUUAUUUGAUUGGGCCAGCUGAUGGAUGAUCAAGAUAUAAGUCCUCAGAAGGAUUGGCCGGGGAAAGAGAGUUCAUCUCACAAACUGAGCAAGGAGAAAAUUUUGUCUAGAGAAGGUACUUUACAAUCCUCUGGCUCAAAAUUGAAAAGGUUGGUCAAAAUGGCAAAUCCACAGCAUGCUUUAAUUUCAAAUGUUAAUAGUUCACAGAUUAGUAGAUGUUGCACAAAAAGACCAUUAUUUCAAAGUACUAUUGGCGCUGACAGUAGGAUUCCGAAGCAUGUUCUGAGUGUAGAUGAAAAAUUCCGGCGUCGAUGCUUGGAAUUGAUUCACAUAAGUGCAUCCAAAGCAGCUCAGUGCAACGUAGCUGUGAAUUUGAGCUCUGUGAAGAUGGGUGUCUUAGCGGAAAAACUUAGUGCCAGUAACACUAGAAUUGGAGAUGCAUGCGAGUCUGCUAAAAUUGUUUAUGAAUGCCCAUUGGCAGCUGGAGGUGAGAGUGUUGUCAUAAGCCCUGCAGGACAGUGGAUUGUAGGUACAGUUAUGGGGAGCAAGAGCAUGAUAAAUAUUUUGAAAAGUCCUUUAUUUAACCAAGUGGGCCCUGAGGGUGGCAAUGCAGAUUCUAGACGAAUAACCUCAAAUGAUGGCAAAGGCUCGAUAUGCUAUGAUGUAGCAGAGUCUCCUGGUGCGUUAACUUUCUCUUCACCAAAGACAGAAAAGGAAAUGCCAGUUAAGGGAAGCAUUAAAAAUGAAUCUGAUGGGCGUCACAAAAGGCUUGUUUCGACGUGUGGCGGAGACUAUCCAUCUUCUGAACAAUCUUCCCCCUCGGCUCUUGCGACCGUUUCCCAAGGGAUGCUUCAAUGCACAUGGAAAGGAGGGAAUCCUCAUUUUGUUUUCUCUACAGAUGAACAAAAGGAGGUGUAUGUAGCCAAUUUGUGGAAAGUUCAGUCGAAAGGGGACAAGUCUCUGGAUUAUAUAUACCUGUUCCAUGCAGGAAAGGGUGGCCAAAAGAAACAUGAAAUUUCCGAUAGUGAGUCACACAUAAUUGGUAAGAUGAAAGUGAGUAAUUUGGUCUCUCUCUGCUCAAACAAUUCAAAGAUCAUGGAAACCGAGUUUGUUUUGUAUGGUGGUGGUAUGGAAAUGCACACUUCUAGCCAUAAUCUCAGGAAGGGUAAGGGGUUAACGAAGAAGAUGGCAGGAGUGUUCAGGACAAGUCACUUAUCCAAACAAAGAAUCACCCCCAAAUUGAGUGGACCCCUUGAGAAUUCUGUUCGGGAGUCGUGCCUGGAUGAGACAGCCAACAGUCAAGAUACUCUAGGUGUUCCCAAUUUGUUAGAUGAUAACCUCCCUCCAAAUUUUGAAUUAGCUGCAAUCAUUGUGAAAGACCAUCUCCCUGAUGACCACAAGGAAGAAGCUGGAGGUUGGGGUUUAAAAUUUCUAAAGAAAGUUGGGGUGAAGAAAACCAAUAACCCUGUGGAAAUGUCAGUUCCUCUGGAAUGUUGUCGAAAUAAUGGUGAUUGCUCAACAAGUAUGGAUGUUCUAAUACCCGCAGGUCUUCAUGGUGGACCAAGAACCAGAAUUGGUGGCCCUUCAAGUCUUACUGAAAGAUGGAGAUCUGGUGGAUACUGUGACUGUGGUGGCUGGGACAUGGGGUGCCCUCUCACAGUACUUAAAAGCAAUUCAAGCAAAGAGGACAUUUUGCCUCGAUCAGAUACUCAAGGGGAGUGCAAGCCGUUUGAUUUAAAUUUGCAGGGCUUCGAGCAUGCCACUCCCACAUUAAGGAUGAUGAAUGUCCAUGAUGGUCUGUAUUUUGUUCAUUUUCAACCUACUCUAUCAAUUCUGCAAUCUUUUUCAAUUGCAGUAGCAAUUAUCCAUACACAGACCCCUUCUCUCCAACCCAAAUGUACAGAAGUUUCAACCAAAGUCCAGGGUUGAUUUUUAUGUACUCUAUAACUCUACUGUAUAGAGCAGUGAGUAAUCCAUACAAUAUCUGUAUUUAUACUUGGAAUCAAGAUGAUUUCGCUUAUGCUUUAUGUUUUUGAUAUAGUGAUAUCAGAUAGUUUUUUUUUAUCGUAGGUUAGUUAGUACUGGUUGGGAUUUUAUAAUCCUUUGAUUCUUAGACCAGAAACCCUUGUAAUUCGUUCCCUAUCAUGAAUUUACAACAGUUUGAUAUAGUUAAAUUGA